This is a messenger RNA of Zymoseptoria tritici IPO323, 1290 nucleotides long. RefSeq lists its product as uncharacterized. Gene Ontology annotation, molecular function: 4-hydroxybenzoate polyprenyltransferase activity. NCBI's taxonomy places the organism in Eukaryota, Fungi, Ascomycota, Dothideomycetes, Mycosphaerellales, Mycosphaerellaceae. The transcript is spliced from 2 exons. Bases 46 to 1290 code for a protein of 414 amino acids. The record is from RefSeq and is a predicted model, not a curated record. Gene Ontology annotation, cellular component: mitochondrial inner membrane. Gene Ontology annotation, biological process: ubiquinone biosynthetic process.
UUCGCAUCAAUGCGAUGAAGGAGAGGCGGAGGAGACAACAUCACGAUGCUUGCUCGUGUUGCGCCGAUGUCGCGCUCACCGGCUUCGUUGCCCUGUCGUGGAAUGAGACGCGCUGACCCGCUGAUAUUAUCAUCACAACCACGAGUGUUGCAACUGUUCAAGCCCGCUUCGCGAUUGGCGUUGCUAACGAACCACCGGCAAGAGCUCGCUCUCAAGGGCAGACUUCCAUCACAUGUCAGGGAAAGCCUUCGAUUCGUCUCAACGACGAUCACACCGUCCUCGAAGAAAGCAUCUGAGAACGACAAAGUCUCUCCUUACAGCCCACCAACUACAGGACUGCUAUCCUACCUUCCAAGUUCCGUCGUACCCUACGCCGAACUCAUCCGCCUUGACAAGCCAGUCGGAACCUACUAUCUCUUCCUGCCAUGUCUGUUCUCAACUCUCCUCGCCGCUCCACUGGCCAGUCCUAUCGCUCCACCAGUCACAGUCGUUUCCACAGCUGCGAUCUUCUUCUUCGGUGCUCUGAUCAUGCGAGGAGCAGGAUGCACCAUCAACGACCUGUGGGAUCGCAAUCUCGACAAGAACGUGGCCCGAACUCGACUUAGACCUCUCGCUCGCGGAGCUCUUACGCCCAAGCAAGCCGUGCCGUAUCUUGGUCUUCAAAUGUUCUCCGGCUUGGCGUUACUCCUUCAACUUCCAGCUGCUUGCUUUUGGUAUGCCGUUCCAUCACUUCCCUUGGUGGCAGCAUACCCUCUGGCUAAGCGGGUCACGAAUUAUCCGCAAUUCGUGCUAGGUCUGACGUUCUCAUGGGGUGCAAUGGUCGGCUUCCCAGCUCUGGGCAUAGACCUACUCUCAAAUAAUCCAGCUUUCAUCUCUGCGGCGUGUCUAUACUCAAGCUGCGUCGCUUGGACUGUCGUCUACGACAUGAUCUACGCCUAUCAGGAUAUUCGGGACGAUGCGAAGGCAGGCAUCAAAAGCAUUGCGUUGGCGCAGGAAGCCAAUGCGAAAAUGUUCUUGUCGGCUGUCGGAACAUUGCAAGUGGGAUUGUUGGCAGCAGCUGGAGUCGCGGUUGGAGCGGGACCGGCUUACUUUGUGGGUGCUGUUGGAGGAGCUGCCUCAACAUUAGGCUACAUGAUAUGGAAGGUCAAUCUGAGUGACGUGGUGGACUGCUGGGCUUGGUUUCGUAAGGGAGCCUGGUUUACUGGAGGAGCCAUCUCCACAGGCUUGGCUGCGGAGUACAUGGUACGAUAUCUGAGCGAGGAGAACGAACAGGAAAAGUCCCACCCAUGA